Penicillium longicatenatum is the source of this 1173-nucleotide messenger RNA. RefSeq lists its product as uncharacterized. Gene Ontology annotation, molecular function: DNA-binding transcription factor activity; transcription cis-regulatory region binding. The record is from RefSeq and is a predicted model, not a curated record. NCBI's taxonomy places the organism in Eukaryota, Fungi, Ascomycota, Eurotiomycetes, Eurotiales, Aspergillaceae. Gene Ontology annotation, biological process: positive regulation of transcription by RNA polymerase II. Gene Ontology annotation, cellular component: nucleus. The coding region runs from base 1 to 1173 and encodes 390 amino acids. The transcript is spliced from 5 exons.
AUGGUGGAAUCGUCAUCCCUCCAGAAAGACAGCAAUGUCAACAGGACCAACCCUGAUAGGACUGUGCCAUUGGAUCCAUAUCAUGAACAACAUUUAACACAAAGCUUUCCUAUCCAUGUGCUAUCCCCUCCACAGUCGUCACUUACCAGCGUUAACUUGCACUGCUAUUCGGAUUCCUACUGUAUUCAAAGUGGAGAAAGACGACUUCCGCUGGAUGGCAGUCCUAUGUCCACGUGUGGAAAGGAUGUUGUCGAUUCAUUCGGAACGGUGCAGGAGUCUUGUCUGAUGAGGUAUUUUAUAGAAGAACUCUCUCCAUGGUUUGACCACUGUGAUGACCGUCGACAUUUCCAACUAGAAGUGCCUCGACGUGCCUACUGUCCCACACUUAAGAACGCAAUAUUUGCAGUGGCUGCGCGCCAUUUAGGCCGUCUUCCAAAAUACAAAACCUCUCGUGGUAUUGUGUAUUGUGGACAAUCACUUCCCGAUUUGAAAAAGUCCAGCGCCCUUGAGUAUAUGUUAAAAUGCAUCCCCGAUCUCAUUCAAUUCCCUGAGAUUCAAGAUCCACUUGACCAAGAAAACAUCAUGGCCGCUACUGUGAUUCUACGCCAAUACGAAGAGAUGGAGGAGGAAAUGGACGAAGUCAAUCAGGUCGACGGAAGAGUCAACUUCUUGGCAAUCACAAAAGCCAUCAUAGACUCUAUGAUUGCAUCUCCUCUCGAUCAAUCGUUGGCAAAUGCAGCGUAUUGGGUCACUGUUCGACAAGAGAUUUACUACGCGCUCACAAGAAAGACUGUUCCGCAUCUACGCUUUGAUUGGCAGCCUAAUCACCCUCGCCCUGUGGCCAACAAUUUCAUUUUAUUCACAGGGGAGGUUGCUCAAUGGCGGUGGGGGAAGCAAAUACCGGAAGAAUGGGCACGACUCAAGCUAAAAGAACAGCAGCUGGUGCAAGCUGUGCAGCACCUUCGGCUCGCCCAGCUUAUCUUGGUGGCGGAAAACCCAAACCUUGAAAAUGCAACUCGUGCUAUGCAUCGCAAGGCUGAGGCCCAGGUCCGCUCGACUGUACUGGAAAUCUGCGGUCUUGCUAUUGACCAUCCUCGAAUAAAGCCUGCAUUAGUCAAUGCAGUUAUUGCGAUUACUUUGUACGGUGAAUACUUCACAGAUCCCGUAGAAUGA